GGGAACAGGAGAGGAUAUAAAAGCCAGCAGAAGCUGAGAGCUUUCUCAAGCUCUACUUUGUUGAUAGCAGAACCCAGAAGAGAACUGGUCAACUCCUGAAGUUUUAAGCCAUGGCGCAGGGACUGAUGACAUUCAGAGAUGUGGCCGUGGACUUCUCUCCGGAGGAGUGGGCGUGUCUGAGCCCGGAACAGAGGAGUUUAUACAGAGACGUGAUGCUGGAGAGCUACAGCCACCUCAUCUCCGUGGGACUGUGUGUUUAUCGGCCACAUCUGUUCUCCUUGUUGGAAAAAGGACAAGACCCCUGGAUGAUUUUGAGGGAUGAAACAAAAGGACUUUAUCCAGUCACAAUUUUGCCAUUUUAA
Messenger RNA from Arvicanthis niloticus (Nile rat), 362 nucleotides. NCBI's taxonomy places the organism in Eukaryota, Metazoa, Chordata, Mammalia, Rodentia, Muridae. The record is from RefSeq and is a predicted model, not a curated record.